Messenger RNA from Elaeis guineensis (African oil palm), 4828 nucleotides. RefSeq names its product ABC transporter G family member 36. Gene Ontology annotation, molecular function: ATP binding; ATP hydrolysis activity; ABC-type transporter activity. The record is from RefSeq and is a predicted model, not a curated record. NCBI's taxonomy places the organism in Eukaryota, Viridiplantae, Streptophyta, Magnoliopsida, Arecales, Arecaceae. Gene Ontology annotation, cellular component: membrane.
ACAACCGUUAGACCCAACCCAUCCCAUCCCCUUAAUCCACCCUUCUCGCCUCUCCGUGCGCCUUCUUUAGCUCAUAAUCCCAUAAACUUCGUAGUGCCACGGCACGAAGUGAAGGGAGGAGAGAAAGAACGAGAGAAAGCAAGGUGAAAUGGAUACAGGGGAGAAAAACAGGGUGGGGAGCAUAAGGAUGGGUAGCAUCAGGACGGGGAGUGCAUCCAUCUGGACGAGAGGAGACGAUGUCUUCUCGAGAUCUUCGCGCGAGGAGGAUGACGAGGAGGCCCUGAAAUGGGCUUCCCUGGAGAAGCUGCCGACCUAUAACCGACUGCGGAAGGGCAUACUUACCAUAACUGAAGGACAGCCCAGGGAAGUUGAUAUAGAGAACCUCAGCUAUCAAGAGAGGAAGAACUUGAUCGAAAGACUCGUCCGGGUUGCCGAAGAGGACAAUGAGAAGUUCUUGUUAAAGCUCAGGAACCGCAUCGAUCAAGUUGGAAUUGAUCUUCCCACAAUUGAAGUGCGGUACGAGCACCUGAACGUCGAAGCAAGAGCUUAUGUGGGCAACAGAGGUUUGCCUUCAUUCAUCAACGCUACUGUCAACGUCCUGGAGGGCUUGGCCAAUCUCCUGCAUAUAGUACCGAGUAGGAAGAGACCAUUAGAGAUCCUUCAUGAUGUUAGUGGAAUCAUUAAGCCCCGCAGGAUGACUUUGCUCCUGGGUCCACCAGGGUCGGGAAAGACAACUUUGUUGUUGGCGUUGGCCGGAAAGCUCGAAUCAGAUCUAAAGGCUUCGGGAACAGUCACUUACAAUGGUCAUGGGAUGGAUGAUUUCGUGCCUCAGAGAACAGCUGCAUAUAUCAGUCAACACGAUCUCCACAUCGGGCAGAUGACAGUGCGUGAAACCUUAUCUUUCUCUGCAAGAUGUCAAGGAGUAGGGACUCGUUACGAUAUGUUGGCUGAGCUAGCAAGAAGGGAGAAGCAAGCAAACAUCAAGCCAGAUCCUGAUAUCGAUGUCUUCAUGAAGGCAGCUGCAAUGGGAAACCAAGAGACCAAUGUGGUCACAGACUAUAUACUGAAGAUUUUAGGAUUAGAAGUGUGUGCUGAUACCAUGGUAGGAGAUGAAAUGCUGAGAGGCAUUUCAGGAGGACAAAGGAAGCGUGUCACGACAGGAGAGAUGAUCGUCGGACCAGCAAGAGCUCUAUUCAUGGAUGAGAUAUCCACAGGUCUGGACAGUUCCACAACUUUCCAGAUCGUGAACUCGUUCAGGCAAUCCAUUCACAUUCUUGCCGGAACAGCCGUCAUUUCUCUGCUCCAGCCAGCACCGGAGACCUACGACCUCUUCGAUGACAUAAUACUUCUUUCAGAUGGCCAUGUUGUGUACCAAGGUCCCCGCGAGCAUGUGCUUGAGUUCUUUGAGUCCAUGGGUUUCAGAUGCCCUGAGAGGAAAGGUGUUGCAGACUUCUUGCAGGAAGUGACAUCAAGGAAAGAUCAGCAGCAGUAUUGGAUGCGUCAUGACGAACCUUACAGGUUUGUGCCGGUCAGAGAAUUUGCAGAGGCAUUCCAGUCGUUCCAUGUUGGACAGAAAUUAGGACAUGAACUCUCCGUCCCGUUCGACAAGAGCAGUAGCCACCCUGCUGCUCUUGCAAGUUCAAAAUAUGGUGCUAGCAGCAAGGAACUAUUGAAAGCUAACAUCUGGAGAGAGUUGUUGCUGAUGAAGCGUAACUCGUUUGUCUAUGGCUUCAGGGCAUUCCAGCUCAUGUUCAUGGCUACGAUCUCGAUGACGCUCUUCCUGCGAACCAACAUGCACCGCGAUAACACCAGUGAUGGAGGGCUUUAUCUGGGUGCCCUUUUCUUCUCGAUGAUCAUGAUUAUGUUCAAUGGAUUCUCUGAACUUGCGUUGGCCAUUGCAAAGCUGCCCGUUUUCUUCAAGCAAAGGGACUACCUCUUUUAUCCAGCAUGGACUUAUGCCUUGCCCUCAUGGAUUAUCAAGAUACCCAUAACAUUUGUGGAAGUUGGUGUCUGGGUGUUCCUGACUUACUACGUGAUAGGAUUUGAUCCAAAUGUCGGAAGGCUAUUUAAGCAGUAUAUGCUUCUCCUACUUGUCAAUCAGAUGGCCUCCGGGUUAUUCCGUUUCAUCGCUGCACUAGGUAGAAACAUGAUCAUCGCAAAUACUUUUGGAUCGUUUUCACUGCUCGUGCUUGUAGUGUUGGGUGGAUUCAUUUUGUCACGCGAGGAUGUGAAAAAGUGGUGGAUAUGGGGUUACUGGAUCUCACCCAUGAUGUACUCACAGAAUGCACUUGCAACAAAUGAAUUUCUUGGACACAGUUGGAGCCGUAUUCUUCCAAAUCAUACUGAACCACUAGGAGUGGAAGUCUUGAAGUCCCGUGGAUUUUUUCAUGAGGCAAAAUGGUACUGGAUUGGUGUGGGUGCAUUGGUUGGAUAUACGAUCCUUUUCAAUUUCCUUUUCACCGUGGCUCUCACAUAUAUCAAACCAUUCGGGAAAGCUCAACCAGCUGUAUCUGAAGAGGCAUUGAAUGAAAAAUACUCAAAUAUAACAGGAGAAAUGAAGUCAUCAUCACCUGCGGAAAGGAGCGCUAGCAGAGAUUCCACAUCCAAAAGUAAAUCAAUUAUAACAUUACUAGUUUGCUCAUCAAUUUCUGCCAGUUCCUUUUUGAUGUCUUUCAUCUUAAUUUACAUGUUCCGAUGUGCAGAAACUGCUAAUGGAAGUAGGAAUAUUGAGGCUUCAUCAAGCAUGACAGAUGGUGUUGCUAAUCCUAAUCAGAAAAAGAAAGGAAUGGUCCUCCCGUUCACACCCCUUUGCAUCACAUUUGACGAUAUAAGAUACUCGGUGGACAUGCCACAGGAAAUGAAAGCACAAGGUGUUGAGGGAGACCGACUGGAGCUCCUGAAAGGAGUGAGUGGAUCUUUCAGGCCAGGCGUGCUUACAGCUCUAAUGGGUGUAAGUGGAGCGGGCAAGACUACACUCAUGGAUGUAUUGGCUGGAAGGAAAACAGGUGGAUAUAUAGAUGGAAGCAUUACCAUAUCUGGCUACCCCAAGAAUCAAGAAACGUUUGCUCGUAUAUCAGGAUAUUGUGAACAGAAUGAUAUCCACUCUCCUCAUGUAACAGUUUACGAAUCCCUUGUUUACUCUGCAUGGCUUCGCUUACCUGCAGAAGUAGAUUCUGCAACAAGAAAGAUGUUCGUCGAAGAGGUCAUGGAACUUGUAGAGCUAACAUCAUUAAGGGAAGCAUUGGUAGGACUGCCUGGUGUGAGUGGGUUAUCAACGGAGCAGCGCAAAAGACUCACAAUUGCAGUAGAGCUUGUUGCUAACCCCUCCAUAAUAUUCAUGGACGAGCCUACCUCUGGACUAGAUGCAAGGGCAGCCGCUAUUGUGAUGAGGACGGUGAGAAACACUGUGGACACUGGGAGAACUGUAGUAUGCACUAUUCAUCAGCCUAGCAUCGACAUAUUUGAAGCUUUUGAUGAGCUGUUUCUAUUGAAGCGAGGAGGAGAGGAGAUAUAUGUAGGCCCACUGGGGCGACAUUCUUGUCAUCUGAUUGAUUACUUUGAGCAAAUCGAAGGAGUGAGCAAGAUAAAAGAUGGUUAUAAUCCUGCAACAUGGAUGCUGGAAGUAACAACACAAGCACAAGAACAGAUAUUGGGGGUUGAUUUCAGCGAGGUGUACAAGAAUUCAGAACUGUAUCGGAGAAACAAAGCUUUGAUUAAGGAAUUGAGCAUGCCUCCUCCUGGCUCCAGCGAUCUUCACUUCCCAACUCAGUACGCUCAACCAUUCCUCACACAAUGCUUGGCAUGCCUGUGGAAACAACGGUUGUCGUAUUGGAGGAAUCCUCCAUAUACUGCCGUCAGGUUUUUCUUCACAACAGCAAUAGCCGUGAUGUUUGGGACCAUAUUCUGGGAUCUUGGUACUAAAACGAGUAAUGAACAGGAUUUGUUUAAUGCAAUGGGUUCCAUGUACGCUGCUGUUUUGUUUAUUGGUGUUUCAAACGGUACAUCCGUCCAGCCUGUUGUGUCUAUUGAACGAACCGUCUUUUAUAGAGAGAGGGCGGCAGGAAUGUAUUCAGCUUUGCCAUAUGCAUUUGGACAGGUGUUAAUCGAGCUUCCCUACGUCUUGGUUCAGGCUUUGGUGUAUGGGGUUAUAGUGUAUGCAAUGAUUGCAUUCGAAUGGACGGCUGCCAAGUUCUUUUGGUACAUAUUCUUUAUGUACUUCACCCUGCUAUACUUCACAUUUUAUGGAAUGAUGACGGUGGGCAUGACUCCCAAUAUCAACAUUGCCGCCAUCAUAUCCGCUGGUUUUGUUGGACUGUGGAAUCUUUUCUCUGGAUUUAUUAUCCCACGGCCGAGUAUGCCUGUGUGGUGGAGGUGGUAUUUCUGGGCAAGCCCCGUUGCAUGGACCUUGUACGGAUUGGUCACUUCACAGUUCGGGGAUGUCGAGGAUCGAUUCCAUACUGGUCAAACCGUGUCUGAAUAUGUGAGGACGCAUUUUGGAUUCAGACACGACUUCUUGGGAGUGGUUGCAGUGGUUGUCCCUGGAUUUGCCGUGCUCUUUGCUUUCCUUUUUGGGUUAACGAUAAAGAUACUAAAUUUCCAGAAAAGGUAAACAAGUAUUUACUUGGUAGAUUGAAUUGUUUUGAAGGUGACGACGUCAAAUGUAAGUACAAGGAUACAUAAUGCUUUGUGAAAUAUCAAAAGAAGAAUCUGUCAUUGUACAAGUGGCGAUCAGUGUAGGGCUUAAAACUAGCUGCAUGCAGCUUUUUUUUAACUCUUUUUUUUUAUUUUAUUUUAUUUUUUGAUAUUUUUUGUAUCCUUUGAGUUAUAC